GCAGCAGAGCCAGUGUUGACAGUGCUAAGGCUGAGCUAAUCGCACCAGCAGCAGCAACAACACAGAACAGGCUGGCAGAGAGCAGCACAAUAGAAAGCCAGAGAACGCCUUGUUGACACGCAGAGGACUGAGGGAGUGAUUAUCAAUCAAGCUGAUGGCACAUACAGAGAGACGAUCCGGCUAGCGUGAAGUCCUGAUGCACAAGAGCUGAGAGAAGACUCACGUCACUGAAGCACCACCCACAUACCGGAAGGAGAGAAUCUGCAGCUUGAGCGGAAGAAGCAAGCAAGCCGGAAAGACCCGAAGGAGACAACUGCUCCCGUCCGCCGCUCCGGAAAGUGCCGAGAAAACCCGGAAGAAGCAAGAAGUGUCGGAAGAUCUGAACAGCGGGACAUCUUGCGGGACAGGCAGUUGUUUCUAGACCCCACAGCAAAGUUAUUUGAGGGCCCCCUAAACCUAAUGAGCAAGACAAGGAAAGUUAAAAUCGCUGCGUGUACUAAAGGUUAGAAAUCCCCACUGCUCCAGGCUGGUGCAUGUGCAGUAGAGUGAAUUGCCAGCUUUUUGCUCAAGUUCAGCUUUUUUAACUCUACUGCAUAUGCAUACCCAACAAAAAGAAGGAAAAAGAGGAGAAGGUUGCAAAGCACUGUUCUACAGAACUACCCCAGCUUGGUGCAGUUUUCAUCUAACAGAGGUACCAGCUUGAAGUAUCGGUUAAGGUGCUUCUAUCAUAGUCCGGGGCUGUGAACUCCAUAAAGUCUGUGAAGUAGACCUGAAAGCUGAAGUACCAUUGGUUUGAUGGAUUGUGGAGAUGGUGUGAAGACUGACCUGAGUGUUCAUGAAUGAGCUGUGAGGGACUCAUGAAAAUCAAUGUCUUGUUUGGAUUGCAUUUGCCUGAGACGGACUCCUGUAAAAUCAAUAAACCAGGAUAAAGAGUCAACCUCCAGCAUUUCCACACACUGGGUAGGGGACCUGCCUCGUUGUUGGAUUCCUCCUUCCCCAGGAGGGCAUGAAUUGCCAGUACGUACCUGCGAAGCCUCCAGCUAUGAACUCCAAACAGAACUUGGAAAAGGAUUCUGCAAUUUAACUACAGUGUACCUUGCUCGACACACUCCAACAGGAACACUAGUUACUGUGCGACUGACAGAUUUAGACAACUGUACAGAUGAACAUCUCAAUAUAUUACAGAAUGAGAUGGUUAUGUCACCAUUUUUUCGACAUCCCAAUAUCAUGGUGUCUUGGAAAAUUUUCACCACAGGGGCUUUCCUUUGGAUCAUCAGUCCUUUCAUGGCUUAUGGUUCAGCUAAUAGCCUCCUAAAGAACUAUUACCCUGAAGGAAUGAAUGAAGCUCUAAUAGGGAGCAUUUUGUAUGGAGCAUUAAAAGCACUACAUUAUCUGCACCAAAAUGGAUAUAUCCACAGAAAUGUGAAGGCGAGCCACAUCCUUAUAUCAGAAGAGGGUCUUGUAUCUCUUUCUGGCCUAAGUCAUUUGUAUUGUAUGGUGAGAAAUGGUGAGAAAGCAAAGGUGGCAUAUGAUUUUCCAAAUUUCAGCACUGCAAUGCUCCCUUGGUUUAGUCCUGAACUACUGAGGCAGGACCUUUAUGGAUACAAUGUGAAGUCCGACAUCUACAGUAUUGGCAUCACUGCCUGUGAAUUAGCCACUGGACGUGUACCAUUUAUGGACAUGCUCCGGACCCAGAUGCUGCUACAAAAACUGAAAGGUCUACCCCACAGUCCACUGUAUAGUACCACUUUCUCCUGUGAAGGAUCGCCAAUGAAGAAUUCAAGGUCUGGAAUGGAUUCAGGAAUUGGGGAAAGUGUUGUUGCCGCAGGUAUGACACAAACAAUGACCAGUGAAAGGCUGAGAACACCGUCCCCCAAAACAUUUUCAUCUGAUCUUCAAAAUUUAGUAGAACUUUGCCUGCAACAGGAUCCUGAGAAGAGGCCUUCAGCUGGAAAUUUGUUGUCUCAUGCAUUCUUUAACCCGGUAAGAGAACAGACGCAUGGAUCCAUCCUUUCACUACUGCCAUCUUUGGCUCGACAUAGAAAGCAAUGCUCUGCUGUGCCAUGUCUCACAAACUUGAACAAGCUGUUGCACACAAAUCAAGACAAAGAAUGGACAUUUGAUUAAUAAUAUGCUUACUACUACAAAGAUUUCAUCUUUAUCUUUUAUUUUAGCCAUGUGUAUCAAAACUGCAAACUGUGACCAGCCUGAACAGUAAACUGCAUAUAUAUUUAUAUUUAUAAAUAUCAGCCAUUUAAACUUGUGUUGUGCAUAACAAAGGCAUACUGUGAAUAUUUAGAAAUUGCACUUGCAACCUGUAGAAAAAGCAGAGUUGUCCUUAUUAGACACUCAUUAUAGAAUUCUCAUCUUUAAUGCACACACACAACUUCUUUCUCCCUGCAUAGUAGCUUUACCCUAUUCCUACAUCUCUAUACAAGUAAAGUCUAUUUUGUAAUAGUUAUCUAUUUUUUCCAACCCAGUAGCUUUUUCAAAUACUGUAUAGUAAAUAUAUCCUGCUUUAUAUAUAUAUAUAUUAGAAAUAUAAGCAUAACAUCCGACCAUACUAGACAUAUUAAAGUGGACAACCGAUUAUAUAUUCAAAAAGUUAAGUAUAAAAAGCCAGCAUAAUUUUCUUUUCCUCGGUACGCUGUUGCACUAUUGUUUGUAACAAUAGCCGCCACAAAUAAUACAGAAAAAGAGAUCCAAGGACAUUGUUACUUUUAGAGUCUCUUUCUUGUAGAAUGUAUCAAUUUCUUUCAGGUCUUCCCAGAAAAAUAUAUCUGUUGGAUUCAGAUGUGUGACAUAAACCUCGGUCACAAGGAUGAGGUGUUAAUUCUCUGGGUUUGACAACUCAUAAUUAUGUCAGGUAAUGAAGGAGAAUUGUACACUCAAUAACAGUACUAUAGAGUGUAUCCUGUAGGGAUAUUUAUAAUUGCAUGAUAUGUGAUGUUGAUUUAUGCCAGCCUUGCUACUUUGUGACCAAUUAUUUUGACUUCAGUUUCAUAAUUCAACAAAGUCCCUUGUAAUAUUUGUAUUUCUUUUUUAAUUCUUUGCUGCUGUCAUCCGGCUUUUCUUAAGCAGUGACACAAUGCUUCCACAAUUUCAUGCAAACCAUCUUCUGUGGUUCUGAUAUAUAGAACUUCCUAUAGUGCCAGCGUCUGUAGUUCAUGUAACUUACAUAUGCUGAGAUGUAACCGUUUGUUACUACCCACAGUAAUGCUACAAGGCAUACUCGGGAAUGUUACAUUAUUCCAGUCUGAGUAAAUUUGUUAAAUGUUGCCUACAGGCUCUGUGAAAAGAUUU
This is a messenger RNA of Xenopus laevis (African clawed frog), 3303 nucleotides long. Its product is annotated as STE20-related kinase adapter protein beta. NCBI's taxonomy places the organism in Eukaryota, Metazoa, Chordata, Amphibia, Anura, Pipidae. The transcript is spliced from 15 exons. The coding region runs from base 868 to 2127 and encodes 419 amino acids. The record is from RefSeq and is a predicted model, not a curated record.